AUGGACAGUCUGCUAUUCAUCCACAUGUUCUACAGGGAGAUGAGCGGGGACAGUCUGUCGUACGGCUCACAGCCGGAAUACGUGCACUACGUGAACCCGCCGCCGCUGGGCGGACUCGGGCCCUACUCCUGGGCCGACUCCACGUCCGGCACCUCACAGGAGCUGUACUUCCGAGGACAACGCAAAUACUUCCGGCGGUCGUUCUGCAGCGUCUGCCUCAGCGUCUCCAUAGUAACCGUGAUUAUAGCGGUGAUCGGCAUUGUCGCCAUUGCGGCUUAUCUGGGAGUCAUGACUACAGAUGAUAGUGAGGCAUUAAAGUACGAGAUGCAGUACACUGGCAAAUUCCGUGUAGCCCGGGGUGAUUUCUUCCAUCCGAGUUUGUCCGACACCACGUCUGCCGACUUCAAGGACAAGGCCGAACGCUACAAGAGGAUGAUUGAAACUCUGUACGGCUACAGCUACCUGUCAGACGCAUUCCGACGGGCAUCCGUCGAGAGGUUCGGCAACGACUCCCUGACCGUGUUCUUCAGGGUUCAUCUCGACCGGAGAAAGAUUCCCACGUCCGUCCUCAACACGGAGGAGGCGGUGCGGGACGUGGUGACCCAGGAGGUGAUGUCACUGGAGCCUCGCGCCCUGCGUGCCGUCACCGUCGACAUCGACAGUAUCGAGAUCCAGCGGGAGAACAAGGAAGGGGCGUCAAACGCGGCCUUCAUCGCUGGUGGUGGCGGCGGCAGUCGGCUGCAGGAGAGCGCGGCAGAGGCGCCGGCGCGGGCCGCGACGGCCUCACCCGCCGCCGAGCCACCCGAGCGCCCGGCCGCCUCGUCUUCGUCAGCUCCACCUCCGAGCCGGCCCGAGGCGUCCUCCUCCACUGCCAGGCCGCGGCCUGAGGUGGCCCUCUCCAGACCUGAAGCGGCGCCGCAGCAGACGGCGCCGGUCUCGCCCGCCGACCAGGAGGAGAGCGUCACUUCGGAGCCAGCGGCGACGCCCGCCGUCAGCGUCGGAGACGACGUCAAGGCGUACGACGCUGGGUUCGACCCAAGCGACGCGGCCCGGCCGGCCUUCGAGGACCAGGCUGUGAGCCAGGCGGAGACACAGGCCAGUCGUGAGCCCGAGCCGCAGGGCGCGCCGACGGAGAGCGUCGAAGUGACAGUUGCCGCUGAAAAGCCCGAGAUGUCGCAGGAGAUUUCGCACGAUAUGCCGGAAAACAUGUCGGAAGACAUGUCCAGCAAAAUGUCGGACGGCAUAUUGGGCGGCACGUCGGAAGACUUUACAAGCGAGGCGACCACGACGGAUGAGGUCACCUCCACGGAAGCCAUCAUCAAGGCUGACAUGACCGAGACUCCGGCUGACGCUGGGGCAGUCGUGGAGGGAGACGCACCGACGACAGCAGCUCCAGUCCUGUCCACUGAGCCGCCGGCUGAAUCGGCUCCGGUGACGGCGGACUUACUCGGCGAUUACACGGAACCUGAGCACGCCGAGCAGGACUACGACAUCGCCCGUGGAGACUACGCCGAUGACGUGGCCACGGAGCUGGCGCCGCUGCUAGCCGCCGGGGUCGCGCUGGGGGUGGACCGCGUGGGCUACGUAGACGCCACCGCGGCGGGGAGCGUGCAGAGCGCGCUGCCUGCCGGCCAGAAGCCGUACUACGCUGACGUGCAGGUGGGCACCGCCUACUUCGGUGGUCUGGCUCCGGCGCCGAGCGGCCGGCCAGUCGCCCCAGUCGCGGGCAGCCCCAACGUCGCGCUGGCGCGGCCAGAGCAGCCUGAGUUGGUCGAGGGUCCGGCGGCGUCGGCCGCGGUCCGACCAGUGGUGGCUGGCGACGGGGGCCCCGUGCGGCCGCUGUACGACUACAGCCCGUGGAACCCGAUAAUCCCGGCGUUCGCGCAGUCGCCCAACCCAGUGGAGCGUCCGGCGGCCCGGCCGCGGCCUGGCGCGCCACUCUUCUCGGAAGAGUGGCGGCCCACGGUGGCGGCCGGCAGCGUGCUUUACCGCACCGAGUUCAGCACGUCAGAGGUGCGCGAGAUGAGUACGGCCGAGACGCCGGAGCCGCAGCGGCGCAUCGUCAACGGCGGUGCGCAGAUGCUGCUGCUGGACCCACCGACCGCGCAGAGCGUUGACCGCAUGGGCAUCGCGUUCGCCGAGCGACGGCCGACGCGGCGCCCGAUGGUGGCGCCCACCGCGUCCGCCACGACGCAGCACGUGCUGGUCGUGAACGCGGCGCCGGUGCCGAUGAGCGACGCGCCGCGCCCUCUGGCGACAGUCACGCGGCCUGCCCUGCAGCCGGUGACGUCCUACUCGGGGGUGUACCCGCCGUCGCGCCCCAGGCCGCCGUCAGCGUUCGCUCAGAGCACGCUGCCACCGGCCGCAGAGGCUACUGACACGGAGCCAUCGCGGCUAGAGCGGGACGACGAGGACGCCGCCACGCCGACGGCGCCGUCGCCGACCUCGGCGGCGGCAGCGGCGGCGCCCAGUCGGGAGCAGCUGCUGAGCCUAUUCCGGCUGAUCGCGCUGCGCUACCCGGCGCUGGUAGCCAACAUGGACCAGCAGCAGCUGCGUGUGCUGCUCAACGACGAGGAGGCGCGCCGCCGGCUGCUGGCGCCAUUCAUCGGCCAAGACAAGAGCCGCACACCGUCCGAGCACCAGCGCAACAACACAAAGUUCCUCGUGCUGGAGAACAUCGCCGUCAACAGCACGCGCUCCAACCGCCGCGGCAAGAGCCACGCGCUGCCGAGGCAGCUGACGCACCUGCCGGCCCUGCCGCCGCCCACGCGGCGCCCAAUCAGCGCCAAGACGCUCAACAGCUCCGUUCUGCUAGCGCUGGCAAACCUCACGCGCGUAAAGGUGGCCGGCGGGCUGUCAACCGCUACCCGCGCGCCAUCUGCCAGCAGCCUAUCGGACCGGCUGCUCCAGCUGACCGGCUUCCCGACCCGCGCGCCGCCGCGUGGCGUGCACACCAGCACGCCGCUCAACUCGCGCGAGAAGCUCUCCGACAAGCUGAUGCGCUUCCACGGCGAGCGCACGGACGCCAACGGAGGCUGCUUGGAGCCGACCGACUUUGCGUGCCGCACGCUGGGAGGCUGCGUGCCGGCACUGUCGCGCUGCGACCGGCUUCUGGACUGUGCUGACGGCAGCGACGAGCGCGACUGCACGUGCGCCGACCGGCUGCGUGCCCAGUCGCUGCACCGCAAGCUGUGCGACGGCGUGGUGGACUGCCACGACUCGAGCGACGAGCAGAUGUGCGAGUGGUGCCGGCCGGAUCAGUUCAUCUGCCCGGAGGCGAAGCAGUGCGUCGACCGCAGCGCCAUCUGCGACGGACACUACGACUGCGCCGACGGUGCCGACGAGCGGCGCUGCGUGACAAUCGCGGCGGACGUGGCGCAGGCGAGCGCGCCCGAGUACCGGCCGGAGGGGCUGCUGCUCGUGCGCAAGCGAGGCGUUUGGGGCCGACUCUGUGCCGACCAGCUGGAGCGGACGGCCCGCCAGAUCAAGGGCCGCUGGGCAGCCCAGGAGCUCGGCAGGGCCGUCUGCAAAGCGCUCACCUACCAGGACGCCAAACAAGUCCGCUCGGUGGGACCGGAGACACCACCCGCAGAGACAGCGGACAAGCUCGCGGAACCCUUCUACCGACUGCUGUACUCGCCCAGCUCCCUGCUACCAGAGUCCGAGAAGGCGAGUCUGGUGUUCGCCGAGGAGCGGUGUCCCCGCCAGACGGCGCUGCACGUCACCUGCGACCAGCUGCGCUGCGGCCUGCGACCGCGCAUCAAGCAGCGCCAGGCCAGGAUCGUGGGUGGGGGCAACACGAGCCCGGGCGCGUGGCCGUGGCAGGCGGCCAUGUACCGGGACGGGGAGUACCAGUGCGGCGCCACGCUCAUCUCGGACCGCUGGCUUGUCUCGGCCGGACACUGCUACCUCAGAUCGACCAGGCGGUUCUGGUUGGCGCGGCUGGGCGCGUACCGGCGCGGCAGCUCCCUGCUCUCGCCGCACGAGCGGCUGCACGCCGUCUCGCACGUCAUCAUGCACCCUGACUACCAGGACGUCGGCUACGUGCACGACAUUGCACUGCUGCGCCUCAAGGAGCCCGCCCAGAUGAGCGACUUCGUAAGACCGGUGUGUCUGCCAUCACCCAACGCGCCGAUACAGGACGGAGCCCUCUGUACAGUGGUCGGCUGGGGCCAGCUGUUUGAAUCCGGCAGGAUAUUCCCCGACACGCUGCAAGAGGUGCAGCUACCGCUGAUCUCCUCCCAGGAGUGCAAGAAGCGCACCGUCUUCCUGCCGCUGUACCGCAUCACCGAGAACAUGUUCUGCGCCGGAUACGAGCGGGGCGGCCGCGAUGCCUGCCUGGGCGACAGCGGCGGUCCGCUGAUGUGUCAGGAGCCGUCCGGGGAGUGGACGCUGGCCGGGGUGACCAGCAACGGAUACGGGUGUGCACGCGCCGGCCGGCCCGGCGUGUACACCAAGGUGGCCAACUACGCCCAGUGGAUCGACCAGGUGACGGCGGGCCGGCUGCCGUCCGAGCAGCGGCACGGCUGCCAGGGCCACAGGUGCCCGCUGGGUCGCUGCCUGCCGGCCAGCGACGUGUGUGACGGCGUCGUGCACUGCUCCGACGGCAGCGACGAGCAGCGCUGCCCGGCCGCUGGCGCCUCGUAGCCCUCGGCCCACAGCUUCGGCCGGGGCCAGGCCGUCCGGCCGCCGCAGCCACGUGUACAAAGCGGGACAGCGCCGGCCGGCCGGCCAACCACUGGUGGUGCGAUUGGUGCCGGCGGCGACCGCUGGUGUAGACGGCGCCGCACCAGCAGGGGGAUGUGGUGACGGCCGCUUGAGGCGACACCACCGCCGCCGCAAGCGGGCCUUGCCACCUGCUCCGCCUUGUUACAGGAUACUCAAGAGUGUAGACAUUUAUCGGCAUUCUGCGGCGCGUGAGAGCGACAGUGGGAGUGCACG
This is a messenger RNA of Pollicipes pollicipes, 4941 nucleotides long. RefSeq lists its product as uncharacterized. NCBI's taxonomy places the organism in Eukaryota, Metazoa, Arthropoda, Thecostraca, Pollicipedomorpha, Pollicipedidae. Gene Ontology annotation, biological process: proteolysis. The record is from RefSeq and is a predicted model, not a curated record. Gene Ontology annotation, molecular function: serine-type endopeptidase activity; protein binding.